UCCUGGGUAACGGUCGCGGUGUAGCUUGUAAACAAACUACACGAAAAAAGUAACACGCAUUCAUGUCUUCGUAAUAUUUGAAAAUUUCUUUUUGAACCGGGUAUAAAUAAGAAAAACAAUAGUGAAAGAAAGGAUAUCAGGUUGCAAAAAAUUAUGGUGAAGGAAACUAUUAGAAUUUAUGCUCGACUGAAACCGACGAAAUAUCGAACUGGGCUCUUUGAGAUUGAAAAUGAUCAAGCUGAUGGCAGUUCAAUCGUCCAAUUUGUUAUCCCUAAAGAGUUUGCAGAUGGAUUUGUAAACAACAAGAAAGAAUUAUAUAAGUUCAAGUUCCAAAAUGUCUUCAACCAAGACAUCCAGCAAGAUGUUAUCUUUAAGCAUGUUGCUCAACCAGUUGUUGACAGUGUCCUUGCCGGAUAUAAUGGAACUAUAUUUGCAUAUGGACAGACAGGCAGUGGAAAAACAUUUACAAUCACAGGAGGGGCUGAGAAAUAUGCAGACAGAGGCAUUAUUCCAAGAACUCUAUCUUACAUCUUUCAAGAAUUCAGCAAGAACACCGAUUGCACAUACACCGUCCAAGUGUCAUAUCUGGAAAUUUACAAUGAAAAUGGAUAUGACUUGCUUGAUUCAAGACACGAAGCAGCCAGGAUGGAAGAUCUACCAAAGGUGACAUUGCUUGAGGACCCAGACCAGAAUAUACACCUGAAGAAUUUAAGUCUCCAACAAGCGACCAAUGAGGAAGAGGCACUGAAUUUUCUGUUUGUUGGGGAUACAAAUAGAAUGAUUGCUGAGACUCCGAUGAAUCAGGCUUCUACUCGUUCACACUGUAUAUUCACAAUUCAUCUCACUUCUCGACAGAUUGGUUCAACUUCUCUCCGAAAAUCUAAACUUCAUCUUGUUGACCUUGCAGGAUCUGAGCGAGUUGCUAAAAGUGGUGCUAAUGGCCUGCUGUUGACUGAAGCCAAAUAUAUUAAUUUGUCCUUGCACUAUUUGGAACAAGUAAUCGUUGCACUUUCGGAAAAAAAUCGAUCCCAUAUUCCUUACAGAAAUUCCAUGAUGACAUCUGUGCUGAGGGACAGCCUUGGUGGCAACUGCAUGACUUCAAUGAUUGCUACAUGUGCAGUCGAUAAAAACAACAUUGAUGAAUCAAUCUCUACUUGCCGUUUUGCCCAGAGAGUGGCACUCAUCAAGAACGAGGCCAUUCUAAAUGAGGAAUUUGAUCCAAAGUUGAUGAUUUCCAAACUAAAGAAAGAAGUUAACCAACUGAAAGAGGAGUUAGCCCUGCGAACCGGAGAUAUACGGGAGGACGAACUUACAUCUGAAGAGAUACAGCAAUGUAUAGAUUUGGUAAACCAAUACUUAGAAGAUUCUGAUUUGGAAGCAGUCUUAGAUGUCGGAGCUGACAUGCGGAAAAUACAGAAAUGUUUCGAUAUAUUAAAGAAACGGCUUGAAGAACAAACAGCAAGGUUCCAGUCAGAGACAAGAAGUAAAGAAACCAACGCAGCCAACCACCAAGAUCUUGAUGUGAGUCCGUACUUCUCAGCGGAGGAAAGCAAACUGAAGAAUAUCAUUAUGCAAAGAGAUAACGAAAUCAAUAUCCUUUUGUGA
Molecule: messenger RNA, 1605 nt
Organism: Octopus bimaculoides (California two-spot octopus)
Lineage: Eukaryota; Metazoa; Mollusca; Cephalopoda; Octopoda; Octopodidae
Product: kinesin-like protein KIF6
Biological process (GO): microtubule-based movement
Molecular function (GO): microtubule motor activity; ATP binding; microtubule binding
Source: RefSeq, a predicted model, not a curated record